Messenger RNA from Theileria orientalis strain Shintoku, 552 nucleotides. Its product is annotated as Box C/D snoRNA protein. Gene Ontology annotation, cellular component: nucleus; pre-snoRNP complex. Bases 1 to 552 code for a protein of 183 amino acids. NCBI's taxonomy places the organism in Eukaryota, Apicomplexa, Aconoidasida, Piroplasmida, Theileriidae. Gene Ontology annotation, biological process: maturation of LSU-rRNA from tricistronic rRNA transcript (SSU-rRNA, 5.8S rRNA, LSU-rRNA); box C/D snoRNP assembly; snoRNA localization. The record is from RefSeq and is a predicted model, not a curated record. The transcript is spliced from 2 exons.
AUGUAUUUUAUAAUGAAUUUGUGUGCAGUUUGCAGGAAGGAAUCCAAAUAUAAAUGUCCCGCUUGCCUCCUUCUCACUUGUUCACUCGAAUGCACUAAAUCACACAAUUGCUCCACUAGCAAAGGUGAAAACAGCUCUAAUCGCAAGCCAAAUAGAAGGAACCCUGUAAAAUACGUCGGAAGGAACAAAAUAGAUGUAGAUGUCAUCACCAGUGACUGCCACUUUCUGGAUACUGUUUCCAAUAGGCUCGAGUCGACAUCGCGAUCGUUUUUAAAGCCCCUAAUCACAGAUUCCAGAAACAGGAAGAUCAAGAAGCUUUGCGUCGGUCGGAAAAUAAAUUUAAUCUACUCUCCCUUGAUAUUAAAGCGAUAUAAGACAAAUAAAACCACCCAUAAGAACUCUAGGAUUCUGUGGACUGUAGAAUGGUCAUUUUUAAAACAGCAGCUCAAUUUUAUCGACCAUAAGUCAGUCAACUAUGUAUUCACACACACACAUAUAUGCUCAGAUAGUUACUUAUACAAACAUCUGUUUAAUUGCUUAUAUUUCACAUAA